CUCCCCCCUUUUGUCUUCCGUGCGUAACGGGCGUGCGUCAGGUUUCGAAGUUUGGUUCCUUAAGAAGGAUCCCUUUUGCAGGUUCCGCAGCCAAAACAUUUCCGGCUUUUGCGCUUACGAGUUUUCCAAAUCCUCUCAGACUAAAAGUCCGAGGAAUACCUUGUGGAAUAAUCAGCAUCUUCGCGCCGUGGUGAUGGAUUCGCGGAGUUUAGCUGCUGCUCUCCUGCUUCUUUUCGGUUUGGCGACAGUUUUCGCUCAGACUUCCGCACCUGGCAAAGCGUGCGAGACGAAGAAUGGGACAAGCUGUGAGGAAUGUCUGCAGAAUGUGACGUGCCUUUGGUGCAUCACGACCAAGAUGUGUGUAACGUAUCCAGGGAGGACCAUCCUUCCUCCCCAUGCACUCUGUCCACUGAAUAACGCACGCUGGGGCCUCUGCUGGAUGAACUUCCAGACGUUAAUAAUCACCUUGGCAGUGAUUGGUGGGAUUAUCAUCAUAGCCUUUCUGGUCUGCCUGUUCUGCUGCUGCAAGUGUGAGAACUUUGGAUCCAAAAGGUCAGAGGCCAAGAUGGAGAAACAGGCCAAUAAGACGAGAACCAAGCAGGAGGAAAGGAGGGCAGAAAUGAAACAGAGACAUGAAGAGGUCAGGAAGAAAUAUGGUCUAAGUGGGCCAAAUCCAUACUCCAAAUUCUAAACCACGACCCUUCUGGUUUUUCCUAAACUCUGAUCUCUCCUGCACAAUACAUCAACAAUACAUCAUCGACAUGAGAAUUUGUGUAAACCAUAAUUUAAAAAAAGUGACAGUUGGUUUGUAUGUAUUUAUAUCUAUGUAUCUUUAUGUAGAGAUAUAAAGACGGGCUCGCCUGGCUUCCUCCAGCCAAUGAACAAGGAUGUUGUGUUCAAUGUGAUGACCUAAGAGGCUAUAACCAAAACCUAGAAUAGAGCAGUGUUCUUCAAUACUACAAUAGUCGUUCCUGUUGCUCUCGGUCUAGUUGGACUAUUUAUUAGGGUUUACUUUAUUUA
This is a messenger RNA of Pungitius pungitius (ninespine stickleback), 1020 nucleotides long. RefSeq names its product PTTG1 interacting protein a (gene pttg1ipa). Lineage: Eukaryota; Metazoa; Chordata; Actinopteri; Perciformes; Gasterosteidae. The record is from RefSeq and is a predicted model, not a curated record. The transcript has 7 exons. Gene Ontology annotation, cellular component: cytoplasm; nucleus. Bases 194 to 691 code for a protein of 165 amino acids. Gene Ontology annotation, biological process: protein import into nucleus.